This is a messenger RNA of Salarias fasciatus (jewelled blenny), 3561 nucleotides long. It is a transcript of the gene clcn7, whose product is annotated as chloride channel 7. Gene Ontology annotation, molecular function: chloride:proton antiporter activity. Gene Ontology annotation, biological process: chloride transport; transmembrane transport. Bases 1 to 2409 code for a protein of 802 amino acids. Gene Ontology annotation, cellular component: intracellular membrane-bounded organelle; lysosomal membrane. NCBI's taxonomy places the organism in Eukaryota, Metazoa, Chordata, Actinopteri, Blenniiformes, Blenniidae. The transcript is spliced from 25 exons. The record is from RefSeq and is a predicted model, not a curated record.
AUGUCUAACAUCACCAAGAAGGUUUCGUGGUCCAGCCGGCCGGACGAGUCCGGGGCGGCCGGGGAGGGGACGCCGCUGCUCAACGGCUCCGAGCAGCCGAGGCACUCCAGACAGCUGUCUGAAGAAGGCAGUUUAUUUCAGAUAGGCAGACUCAGCACGGUGGAUUUGGAGGAGGAGAGGACAUCAGAUGAGGACUCUCUCAGGGGGCGACCCAAGGAGAUCCCACACAACGAGAAGCUGCUGUCUCUUAAAUAUGAGAGUUUGGACUAUGAUAACAUUGAGAACCAGCUGUUCCUUGAAGAGGAGCGGAGGAUGAGUCACAUGGGCUUCCGCUGUCUGGAGAUCAGUCGCUGGGUGGUCUGCGGUCUGAUUGGCUUCCUCACCGGCCUCAUCGCCUGUUUUAUAGACAUUGCGGUGGAGCAGCUGGCGGGGAUCAAAUACCAAGUGGUCAAAGAAAAUAUUGAAAAGUUUACAGAAGUGGGAGGACUGUCUAUUUCUCUCAUUCUUUGGGCUGUUCUCAACUCUGCCAUUGUCAUGCUGGGAGCCAUCAUCGUGGCUUUUUUUGAGCCCAUUGCAGCCGGAAGCGGUAUUCCUCAGAUAAAGUGCUACUUGAAUGGAGUCAAGAUUCCCAGGGUGGUGCGACUGAAGACCUUGGUGGUGAAGGUGUGUGGUGUCAUAUGCUCGGUGGUUGGUGGCCUCGCUGUUGGAAAGGAAGGUCCCAUGAUCCAUUCGGGCGCCGUUGUAGCCGCAGGAGUUUCUCAGGGCAGGAGCACUUCUUUAAAGAGAGACUUCAAGAUCUUUGAAUAUUUCCGGAGAGACACAGAAAAAAGAGACUUUGUUUCUGCUGGAGCGGCUGCUGGAGUUUCUGCUGCGUUUGGAGCACCAGUUGGCGGCGUUUUGUUCUCUCUCGAGGAGGGCGCGUCUUUCUGGAACCAGAUGUUGACGUGGAGGAUUUUCUUUGCCUCCAUGAUCUCCACGUUCACCCUGAACUUCUUCCUCAGCAUCUACCACAAAAACCCCGGAGACCUUUCCAAUCCAGGUCUCAUCAAUUUUGGACGCUUUGAGACUGAUAGUGUGACCUAUAAUCUAUACGAGAUUCCUUUGUUCAUUGCUAUGGGAGCUAUAGGUGGAUUGUUAGGAGCUCUGUUCAAUGUGCUCAACUACUGGCUGACAAUCUUCAGGAUUAGAUAUGUUCACCGCCCGUGUUUGCAAGUGAUGGAGGCCAUGUUGGUCGCUGCCGUCACGGCGACGGUGUCCUUCACCAUGAUCUACUUCUCCAAUGACUGUCAGCCUCUGGGGCCCGAACACACCGAAGAAUACCCACUGCAGCUGUUCUGUGCAGACGGGGAGUACAACUCCAUGGCCACGGCCUUCUUCAACACUCCUGAGAGAAGUGUUCGCAGUCUCUUCCACAAUCAGCCAGGGACGUACAAUCCGCUGACGCUGGGGUUGUUCACUCUGACGUAUUUCUUCCUGGCCUGUUGGACCUACGGCCUGUCGGUGUCCGCCGGAGUCUUCAUCCCGUCCCUCCUCAUCGGCGCGGCCUGGGGCCGGCUCUGUGGCAUCCUGCUUGCCUCCCUCACUUCGAGUAGCUCGAUCUGGGCGGAUCCUGGUAAAUAUGCCCUGAUUGGAGCUGCAGCUCAGUUAGGUGGCAUCGUGAGAAUGACCCUCAGUUUGACUGUCAUCAUGGUGGAGGCGACGGGGAACGUGACCUACGGCCUUCCCAUCAUGCUCGUCCUCAUGACCGCAAAAAUCGUCGGAGACUACUUUCAAGAGGGCUUGUAUGACAUCCACAUCAAGCUGCAGAGCGUUCCCUUCCUGCACUGGGAGGCUCCUGCCACCUCCCACUGGCUCACUGCCAGAGAGGUGAUGAGUUCUCCGGUCACCUGCUUGAACCGACUGGAGAAAGUCGGAACCAUCGUGGACAUACUGAGCAACACGUCGACCAAUCACAAUGGCUUCCCCGUGGUCGAGCUGGUUACAGAAAAUGAUGAGGGUGGCAAUCCGGCAAAACUCUGCGGCCUCAUCCUCCGGUCUCAGCUCAUCGUUCUGCUUAAGCACAAGGUGUUUGUGGAGCUGGCCCGGUCUCGCCUGACUCACAGGAAGCUUCAGCUGAAAGACUUCAGGGACGCCUACCCCCGCUUCCCCCCGAUCCAGAGCAUCCACGUGUCUCAGGACGAGCGGGAGUGCAUGAUGGACCUGAGGGAGUUCAUGAACCCGACGCCUUACACCGUACCGCAGGAUACGUCUCUGCCUCGUGUGUUCAAGCUGUUCAGAGCCCUGGGACUCAGACACCUGGUGGUCGUGGAUGACGAGAACAGGGUGAUCGGACUUGUCACCAGGAAAGAUCUGGCCAGGUAUCACCUGGGCAAACACGGACUGGAGGAGCUGCAGCUGGCUCAGACGUAGUCCGGAAACACAGACUGUGACCGCCCGAUGCCUCACAAACUGUCCUUCACCAGCUAUGCAGCCUCGCAGGACACCCCCAAGGUCCCAGAGGUCUCUGCUCUGCUCGCUCUGAGUGAGAUUACUACUCCAAAAGGAUUUCUACAACUUUUUACUAUUAUUGACCAGCUUACCUUAAAGUAAUGGAUUUGAGGGUCAUUGUAGCUUUUACGACAGUUUUACAGACCUUCCCUUCAUUUUCUUUUCGGCAUGUAAAGCUAGGAAUCCCUGAAAGUGAAAUCCUUAUUUCCCAGUUGUUCAACAGAACAAUUUCUGCCCUGUUUUUUUAAUCGUCAAGCCAUUCACACACUGGUUUGUCUUAUUAACUCCAAACUUUCUUCUCACAGACUUGAAGUUAGCUCUCAGAUGAAGUUGUGUAGCUGGAUGCUAUUGAAAUGUUGUGAUCAGCUUAUUGUUAUUAAAUCAAAACCGCAGGGCUUUUCAUCCUGCCACUGAACCACGACGGAUAUUUAAAGUUACUUUCUUUGAAAGGCAGAUGCUGAGAGAAUGUUUCUGACCAGUGGAGUUUCGUCCCCGUUUGUGUGUUUGUGUAGUUUUGCACUGUAAGAAGGUUAUUUAUUGUUGCUUGUUUACUUAUUUUAAUUUAAAGCGUGGUGUUUAGGUUUUACAUCCCAUUAUUCUAUGCUCUGGUUUUGAGUACCUGAAGAAACUGUACUGCCUUCCAGAUAACCUUUCGAGUUUAAAACAGAUCCUUCUGUUAGCUUCUCAUAUCCAUGCACCAUAAAUGACAAGCAGAACGGUACUCUAAAAGGUACAAAUAUUUAUUUUCCGACCUUCUAACACUCUCAUAUGAUUGAUCAGCAUCAUACAUCUCUAUAUGAAUGUAAACCUGUUUACUACAUACCUUCCAUUUCAACUUAUUGAUGUACGGAUCAGAGUCAUAUUUUCUGACGAAUGGGUUUUUUUUUGCACACCAAACAUUUCUCCAGUGAUCAGUAUUACUUGUUUUAUGCACUUCAUUGUCUUCACACUUUGAUUAUUGUCUCUGUUGUUCCCUCUCUACUUGGCUGUGCGAGUGUCGACGUCAAAUAUCUACCUGGCUCUAUUUUAUAAGCACUGGAUUUGCCUUUUGUGAAAUAAAUUAAAACGGAUGGA